GCCUGGACACACAGGGCUCUCCCUCCCCACAACCCUCACGUCUACGUCCAAAGUCGGGGCACCCUCCUACCACCUGUAGAGAAGAAGGAGUGGAUUUGAAAUCAAGUCCAGGUAUCUGGGGUCCCAAGACAGAACUGGACUUCGGACCCGGUCACCUGCUGCUUCUGCUGGGGCUCCUCCAGAUGUUAUGGAGCUGGGUCUGUCUCCGCCUCAUCUCAGCAGCUCCCCAGAAGACCUGUACUUGGCCCCUGGGACCCCUCCUGGGACUCCCCCACCUCCCGAUGCCCCUUUGCCUGGGGAGGUGAAGAGGUCCCAGCCUCUGCCCAUUCCGACCAGCAGGAAUCUUCUUCGAGAGGAGGAGCUGCGGGCAACCUCUCUACCCUCCAUCCCCAACCCCUUCCCUGAGCUCUGCAGUCCUCCUUCACAGACCCCCAUUCUUGGGGGGUCCUCCGGUGCAAGGGGGCUGCUCCCUCGAGACACCAGCUGCCCCCAUGUAGUGAAGGUGUACAGCGAAGAUGGGGCCUCCCGGUCUGUGGAGGUGGCGGCGGGCGCUACGGCCCGCUACGUGUGUGAGAUGCUGGUGCAGCGAGCUCAUGCCCUGAGCGAUGAAAGCUGGGGGCUGGUGGAGUGCCACCCCCAUCUAGCACUGGAGCGGGGCUUGGAGGACCAUGAGUCCGUGGUAGAAGUGCAGGCUGUCUGGCCCAUUGGUGGAGACAGCCGCUUUGUCUUCCGGAAGAACUUCGCCAAGUAUGAACUGUUCAAGAGCUCUCCACACUCCCUGUUCCCAGAAAAGAUGGUCUCCAGCUGUGUGGACACACCGACAGGCAUAUCCCACGAAGACCUCAUCCAGAACUUCCUGAAUGCAGGCAGCUUCCCAGAGAUCCAGGGCUUUCUGCAGCUACGGGGGUCCGGACGGAAGCUUUGGAAACGCUUCUUCUGCUUCCUGCGCCGCUCUGGCCUCUAUUACUCCACCAAGGGCACCUCCAAGGAUCCCAGGCACCUGCAGUAUGUCGCAGAUGUGAAUGAGUCCAACGUGUAUGUGGUGACCCAGGGUCGCAAGCUCUAUGGGAUGCCCACCGACUUUGGCUUCUGUAUCAAGCCGAACAAGCUUCGAAACGGCCACAAGGGGCUUCGGGUCUUCUGCAGUGAGGAUGAACAGAGCCGCAGCUGCUGGUUAGCAGCUUUCCGCCUCUUCAAGUAUGGGGCGCAGCUGUAUAAGAAUUACCAGCAGGCACAGUCUCGCCACCUGCGUCCAUCCUGUGUGGGUUCUCCACCGUUGAGGAGUGUCUCUGAUAACACCCUGGUGGCCAUGGACUUCUCUGGCCGUGCUGGGCGUGUCAUCGAGAACCCCCGGGAAGCUCUGAGUGCAGCCCUGGAGGAAGCCCAGGCCUGGAGGGUGAGGGGCCUACACCCCUGUGCAUGUUUGUCCUAGGGAUCUUUUCUCUGGGUGUGUGUGUGUGUGUGUGUGUGUGUGUUUAAGAGGGGG
Messenger RNA from Leptonychotes weddellii (Weddell seal), 1486 nucleotides. NCBI's taxonomy places the organism in Eukaryota, Metazoa, Chordata, Mammalia, Carnivora, Phocidae. The record is from RefSeq and is a predicted model, not a curated record.